This is a messenger RNA of Exaiptasia diaphana, 756 nucleotides long. RefSeq lists its product as uncharacterized. The coding region runs from base 1 to 660 and encodes 219 amino acids. The transcript is spliced from 4 exons. NCBI's taxonomy places the organism in Eukaryota, Metazoa, Cnidaria, Anthozoa, Actiniaria, Aiptasiidae. The record is from RefSeq and is a predicted model, not a curated record.
AUGGAAAAGAUGAAACUAUACGGAGGUAUUUCUUUUUUCGUCUUAGUUUUGUUAACACAAGGUUAUAAAGCUGCUGUUGGUGAACCUUUGAGAAAAGAAUUUGGACACCAAAAUAUCGCCAGAUCCAUUACUGGAAAAGUGAUUGCGUCCACCAAGACCAGAGAAGAAAUGUUGUGUCAGCUGAWGUGCCAUGGACUAGACAACUGUGACAUGUAUAACUUUAACACCAUGACGAAACAAUGUCAGCUAUUCAACGGCCAUUUACAUCACUCUUGGGUGGAGAGUCCUGGGUAUUGGUUGUUCCGCGUAAGAAUCAAGUGUAAAAAAGAUGAUUGCAAAAACGGUGGAGUUUGCUUUGUUACCGACGAAAGGGAGGUUUGUCUCUGCCCUAUUUGUUGGAUUGGUCAUCUAUGUCAAAACAAAGCAAAUAUCAAGGAAGUUUUCCAUUUUCCAAGAAAAUCCAGCAACGAUUACGUCAUUAUGAAAGAACCCUUUGUUUCCUUGAGAGCUUUCACGCUUGCAUUGUGGGUACAAGUGGACAACAGUACCAAAGAACACGCACCCUUUGCGUUCACUACGCCAACUUCUGAGGAGGAAAUAGAAAUAUGGCUAAGCGGCAAGGAUUACACCGCUUUUUACAUCAAAGAUAAACCUGGGUAAGAUUCGCUUUGUCUCGUAAAGGACGCGCUCGUUGACUGUUUCCCCAGAAAGGGCUUUUCGUGUCGCGUGUUGAUACGAAAGUGAACUCUAAAUGAU